This is a messenger RNA of Cephus cinctus (wheat stem sawfly), 5846 nucleotides long. Its product is annotated as ELAV-like protein 1. The transcript is spliced from 9 exons. The record is from RefSeq and is a predicted model, not a curated record. Gene Ontology annotation, cellular component: ribonucleoprotein complex. NCBI's taxonomy places the organism in Eukaryota, Metazoa, Arthropoda, Insecta, Hymenoptera, Cephidae. Gene Ontology annotation, molecular function: RNA binding. The coding region runs from base 2362 to 3492 and encodes 376 amino acids.
CAUUGAUAUUUGAUGCUCAUGCAAAAGCUUAUGUAAGUGGUAAUUUUGGAAAUGUUAGAAAUCAAUAUUGCGGUUUAACGGAAUAUUGAAAUAAUUGCUUUUUUUUGGCUCGAGUAAUUAAUAUUCGUCGAACGAGAGGGGCUGUGGAAAUUUUUGGCGACGUCGGGAUAUUUGAAAAUUAUUGUGGAUGGUUGUUAAUACUUUUUUUUUCUCGAAAUUUUGUUUUACUCAUUAUCGAUUUUUUUUUUCGGGGAUUUUUUAGAAUUUCACGUAAUUCGUUAAAAAUUCCAAGCGACCUAGAUGUAACCGGGCUCGGACGCGUUUUCCUAUCUUUCAUGAGUGCGGACGUGUAUAUUUAUAGUGUUUAUACGUGAACGUAUUUAUAAUUUCGCGUCGGGAUAUAUAGUGUGUGCUUGGACUACCUCGUCUGAGAAACAGUUUGUCUCUAGGCUCGUAAGACGCUGCUGGAUUUCCUUUAAAAAAAAAACUAUUUCGUCCAUUCCUAAGAAAUUGUAUUUGCACGGGAUCGAUUUGGCGUAGAAAAUUUUUUUUUUAUAUCGAAAUCGAUAAAUUAAUUUCGACGAAAUGUCAGGGUGACGCGUUUAUCCGAUUAUUCUGUUUACCAAUAAAUUUUCUGUCUAGGAUAUUUACAUCUAUAAUAAAUAGCAUCGAUCGUCGCGCACGUCGAAAACUUUUUCUUCGUUAGUAAUUUUGAAAAAAAAAAUCUUAUUAAAACGCUAUAGAUAUAUUAACAAUAAAUUUAGUCUUCCGCGUGCAAGUUUCGAGGACGUUCAAUGAUCGAGCAUUGAUAUUUUAGUUUUCGCCAUUUUUAAACCCAUACGGGAAAGAUACGUGUGGCUGGCUAUUUGCGAAAAUGAGCAAACGAAUAAAUGCUGAGAGGACGAGUUGAUACGAACCAAAAUAAUUUUAUAAAAGAUUGACGCGUUUUGGCUGGCUCCGUAGCCAAACCUUAGUCGGUACGUUUCGUCAGCGAAGCAUAAUUCGGUUCUGUCGUCGUUUCAUCGAGCGUCUCUAGCACUUAAGCAGAAGGAAGGUCAGGGAUCCGUUUUAAAACAUCUAUUUUGGAUGUUCCUGUUUAUCGUAAACAAUUGGUCGGAUCGGCUAUGGGUAAAAUGUAAAAGUAUAUAAAAUCGAUGACAAAAUAUUUUUCACGUACACAUAACGAUCUAAUGAUUCGCCAGUGCAAUUAUUAUUUUCUCUUACCAAGUAGAACAAGCAGAAGCCGGCUAAAAAUGUCUCGGACCAUGUGCUUAGCUCGGUGGCACGUACGUCGCGUGCGGAACGCGCGCGGCCAAGAGUUCGCGUCCUGUUCGUUAUAAGAGGGCUUGUCACGAAAUUGUAGCGGAAUGUGCAACAAAAUGGUCUAAGCUUGAUUGGUGAAUAGUAAAUAUUCAAGGUUUCGAAUGGAGGUACCAAGCGACUGAUAAAAAUGUAUUUCCUGAAGCGCAAAUAAUUGUGAAAACAAAAGGAGGAACGCGUGUGCGUUAAUAAAAAAGUAAAAAAAAAUAAGAUAUAUGGACAGUACCCCCGUGCAGAUGUUUUAAUGGUAGAGCGGGGUGAGCCUAAAAAUUCUCCAGGCUCUAGGGGUAGAUACGAAAUCGCGACGUCGCGUCAGGGGCGUAAUAAGAGGGUUCGUCGGUGGGGGUUCCGUUGGUGGGAAGGAGAAGUGAAUUAUUGGCGUGUAGUACGGUGAGAGGGGGCUGUGGCCUCGCGGGAGGGAGGCUUGGGUCGGAUCCCGAGUCCCUUACGAAGACAGCCGAACUCGCCCGAGCUCUGGCACAGCCCGACCGGCGCGCUUUAAAACGUCCAGCGCGUUCAGUCUCUAGGCAUCCCCCGCCCGUAACGUUGUUCCUUUGUUUCUUUAGUAUAGUUAUCGGUUUAUUUCACGUUGCAUUGUGCAUCGGCCGAGCGACCACUACGAGAGUAACGGCAUGGAUGAUAUCGCGGUGAUCAGUGACUGACGGACAGAGGAAGUGAGACCGAGCUAGAGUAACUGAGAGAGAGAGAGAGAGUGAGAAAGGGAGUGGAAGGGAGAGAGUAAGAGAGCUAGAAAAGAGAAAGAGAAGGUAUUAACGUGAGGAACACGAAAGAGUCUCGCCUAUCGCCGCGUAUAUAAAUGCUGAUCUCGCGCGACCAUCGUACUUUUCUUUUAUUGAUUUUUCAUUUUGUUCCGGGCGGCGGUGCGAGAGCGUGAUAACGACGGGGAAACGUGUAUUCGGCGCCGCUAAAAUCGUCAGUGUUCGGAUUAUAACGCGAGCCACAAUAAUUAGAACGUAGUGCUGCUCGCUAAAGGAGAAAAGAGAUUUGAUACGUAGUUAGACCACGUGCAAAAGGAGUGCAAUGAUGGCGAACGGAAUGGACACAGUUGUGCAACAAAAUGGGGGCUCGACCCUCGGUCAGACAUCACAAGAGGAGUCGAAGACGAAUCUCAUCGUGAAUUACCUGCCGCAGACGAUGACCCAGGAGGAAAUUCGUUCGCUGUUCUCUAGCAUCGGCGAGGUCGAGAGCUGUAAGCUCAUUCGCGACAAAGUCACCGAUGACGCUGGACGGCAAAGCCUGGGCUAUGGCUUCGUCAACUACCAUCGGCCCGAGGACGCUGAAAAGGCCAUCAACACGUUGAACGGUCUUCGGCUGCAAAAUAAAACCAUCAAGGUAUCUUACGCCAGACCGAGCAGCGAGGCCAUCAAGGGUGCCAAUCUCUACGUGAGCGGGUUGCCGAAGAAUAUGACGCAACAGGAUCUCGAGAAUCUGUUCAGUCCGUACGGUCGGAUCAUCACGUCGCGCAUACUUUGCGACAACAUAACCGUACGACAGUUUGUGACUGGCGGCGGAGACAAUUUGCCCGGCCUGUCGAAAGGUGUCGGGUUCAUCCGGUUCGAUCAACGGGUCGAGGCUGAGCGCGCCAUCCAGGAACUGAACGGGACCAUUCCAAAGGGUUCGUCCGAACCGAUCACAGUCAAGUUCGCAAACAACCCGAGCAACAACAACAAGGCGAUACCGCCGUUGGCCGCCUACCUUGCUCCGCAGGCCACACGUCGAUUUGGCGGCCCGAUCCACCAUCCAACCGGCCGCUUCAGGUACAUUCCACUGUCGCCACUAUCCAGCACUGGCAAGACCAUGCUUGCCAUUAACAAAGGCUUACAGAGGUACAGCCCGCUGGCAGGUGAUCUACUGGCGAACUCGAUGCUACCGGGUAACGCGAUGAACGGCAGCGGAUGGUGCAUCUUCGUGUACAAUCUGGCGCCGGAGACCGAGGAGAACGUCCUGUGGCAGCUCUUUGGGCCCUUUGGUGCUGUCCAGUCGGUUAAGGUGAUCCGUGAUCUGCAGACCAAUAAGUGCAAGGGCUUCGGAUUCGUCACGAUGACCAACUACGAGGAGGCGGUUGUCGCGAUCCAAAGCCUGAACGGGUAUACGUUGGGCAAUCGCGUGCUCCAGGUUAGCUUCAAGACGAAUAAGAGCAAAGCCGCGUAGGACGAGUGUGCAGAAACGGCAACGACAGCAGCAGCGUACAUUCGGCAGCAUGUCCAGAACCUCCAAUUCGCCAAUCACGUAAACGCCCGGAACAACAACCCCAGCAGCAGCAGCAGCAGCAGCAGCAGCUGCAGCAGCACCCACGUCAACAGUCCGAACCAGCAGGAGCAAAGCUCGAAACCGUUGGUCCAGCAGCUGGAGGCUGCGCCGUCCCGCUCACUCGCCGGUUGGCCGCCUCGGGAAGCGCAGCUAUCUCGGAACUUGUCACAUCCGGGCAUCGGCGAGGUUUAGUGCGGAUCAAGAUAAUUCGAAGGAGUGUUCUGCUGCCCUCGCACCACGUACGCUACACGAGGAUCGUACCGACACAGUACGAAUAGUACGGAUAGUCAACCUCCACUCUUCCUUAUCGACGGCACCUCGAUACACUCGGGACUCACUUGCCUCUCGAGCGCCACUUUCAUACCUCCUGGUACGGACGUAGCCGCCACCGCGGUCGUCACUCGACGUAUCGUCGACUGGCGCUCGUGGCUUCCGGUACGACCGCGAGAGAGGACCGGGUCGGGUGCUCAAGCGAGAGAGAUAGAUAUUAGUGAAAGAGAGAAGCUGGGGUGAUCCUAAGGGUAGGGUGCGGGCGGUUCAUGUAAAGGUGUGUUCACAUUGUAAGAUGACCAAUAGACACGAAGCAGGAUCUGUUGCCACUCGUUACCAUUAAUAUUAUUGAGACCACGAUGAACGCGACCUGUUCACCUGGUUCUGGUAUACCCACGAUCCUCGUAGGCGAUUUCGUAUUUAUUCGUAAUUAUUACUUGACUCUUUCUUUAACUCACCGACGAGGAUCGCGUAUGGGCCUAUACCGGGACCCGGACCAGUCGGCGGUUCCUCUCUCUUAGCAAUGAGCUCGACCCUGACCAAUCUCAAGGAGGGUUGCAAGGGGCGCGCGAGCUAAUGGUUUUCUCGAGAAAGGACGAGGGUGCCGUCUUGGUCGAUAGUUAUGGCGUUUAUUAACAAAAAAAAUAAUUCGUGAUCGUCGAUCGCGACGCGUCUCAAAGCGCAAACUAUGUAAACCUUCGAACACGGUGCGUAAUAAGUAUCCGCCUGCGAAAUCUGUACAUAUUUAUGAUUUCUGUACGCGUGCACGCGCGCUCGCGUACCUUCUACAAGUUAGUCGCGGACGCGCGGGUACACGUCCACGUUAUGUGCGUACACGAAGAAUACAUGGUAUACAAAAUUCAGACACGCAUUACACGCACGGGGAACAGAGAACAUCGCACGCACACGCGAGACACCCAGGGACACGGCGAUUACGAGCGGCGUCCGGGGGACACCGUUGGCAACGCAAGACAAAAAAGACAGAAUUUACGAGGAAAGGAACAAAAAAUUACAAGAAAUUAUUCUACACUGCGCUCUUCUGUAACAUACGUAUUUAUUAUAUGUAUCGACGCGCGAGCUGCGCGUUCAGGCGGGCUCGGACGAUCGGGGGAACUUUUGCUCCACUCGAUCGCCCGUCGCGAGACAACCGCGAGAACCGGUUGUCACGCGAUCGCGUCGGGCAACUCGCGCGUCACGCUGCAAGUGCAUAAUACACGGUUAUACAUACUCGUUUAUGUAUAAGUUUUUAGAGUUAACCGAAGGAAAGGAAAGAGAAAAAAAAAUGGGAAAAAAUACACAAACUUUUGGGGGCGAAUCGUAUACACAACCGGGCCGUGAGCGAGGACGGGUCUGGUGUACGGGCUGUAUCAAACAGGUAUUAUUAAUUAAGUAAAACGUAACGUUUAACGAGGUCGGUGGGACUAUACUAGUGGGGACAAAAGGAGGACGAAUCGCGUUUGCGUAAACUUUGGGACUUGGCGUGAAAAGGGCCCCAUUUUUAUACGAGCCCCUCGGGACUGACUAGGAGUUCAGCAGCGCUGUUCGUCGUUUGGGACUCGCGAGUGAGACACUUGGGCGCUAGGCUUGAUUCGUGUGGCCCAUAUUUCUUUUUUGUUAUUCGGCGAUGCGGAGGAUCGAUCUCUGGGGGGGGGGUCGUCGAUGAGGUCACUCGUUGGAUGAUCUAUUAGGAAAUGCGUGAAAUUAAUGGGUGGGUGGAGGGGAGUCUAUGAUCUAUUGAAAUACAAUCACGUGUGUACCACUUAUGUCUGUAUGCCAUUGGCACAGGCCGUAAUCGCGAUACAAUUGUUAGAAUUACUUCUCUGGCUUAUUGUCGCGCUCCUAGUGUCACUCUGUGUCCGAGAUACGUGUUUUCACGGAUUUACGUAUUUUACGUAACGAUUGUCGUCGGAGUCCGAUCAGUGCGCGCGGAGCCGAACUUAUUGUAACUAGUUACACCGUGCUAGUCAAAAAAAAAAAAAAAAAAA